Talaromyces rugulosus is the source of this 1623-nucleotide messenger RNA. RefSeq lists its product as uncharacterized. The transcript is spliced from 2 exons. The coding region runs from base 1 to 1623 and encodes 540 amino acids. Gene Ontology annotation, molecular function: oleate hydratase activity; FAD binding. The record is from RefSeq and is a predicted model, not a curated record. NCBI's taxonomy places the organism in Eukaryota, Fungi, Ascomycota, Eurotiomycetes, Eurotiales, Trichocomaceae. Gene Ontology annotation, biological process: fatty acid metabolic process.
AUGAUUCGUCAGCAGCAACCUGUACUCGCUCCAGGCCAUCAAUCGCCUAAAAAGGUCAACGCUUGGAUACUGGGAAGCAGUAUUGCGUCAUUGGCAUCGGCAGUUCACUUGAUUUGUGAUGCGAAAGUGCCUGCAUCUCAGAUCCAUAUCCUAGAAUCCCACGAUAUACCUGGAGACGGCAUCAUCAGUGCUGGUGAUCCAGUGACUGGCUAUAAUUAUCGAGCUGGAUGCAUGCCGACUUAUAACGACGCUUGCAUGGAAAGGCUACUCAACUUGGUACCAUCCGCAACUAACUCUAAUGUAACAAUAUUAGAGGAGAUUAAGAAGUUCAAUGUUGAGAUGCCCUUUCAAGACUCUCCGGGCACGCACGUCCUGAUCCGAGGGGACAACAGGCUGGAGAAAAUGGAGGCUUCGAAAUUCGGCAUAGGACUCAAAGAUCGAAUGGAUUUAUUGCUGCUCAUGUUGAAAUCCGAGCAAACCCUCGGUCGAAAACGAAUCGAUGAGUUAUUUAACAGAAGGUUUUUCAACGGCACAUUCUGGAUUGUUCUAUCUACUCUAUUUAACUUUCAGCCAUGGCACUCUGCUGCCGAAUUUCGUCGAUGUCUUCGAAGGUACUCUUAUGAGUUUCGAAGCCUAAACACCAAGAAAAUACUAGAUUGUACCCGAUACAACCAAUAUGAAUCUAUCAUCGUUCCAAUCGUUCGGUUUCUUCAAAAUAAAGGGGUGGAUUUCCGAUUCCGCAUCAAAGUCACGGAUAUUGUAACCAUUUCAGACAAUGAUAUCGAAUCAGUCGCAGCAAUAAACAUAGUGCAAAAUAACUCCGAGGAGAUAAUCAAUGUCUGUACUAACGACAUUGUUAUUGUCUCUAUCGGAUCUGUUACAUCCGGCUCGUCAAGUGGCUCCAACACAGUACCGGCCCUGCCACCUUCCAUGGAAGCUGUGAAUGAGCUCGAUGAGAACUGGUCCCUGUGGCUAGACUUGGGGACGAAGAAUCCAAAAUUUGGUAAUCCAUAUAAGUUCUGCACUCACGUUAGUGAGUCCAGACUGGUGACCUUUACUGUUACACUCAACGAUGCUGCUGGCUUCUUUAACCGUUUCCUUGAAUUGACAAAUGGCAGGCCUGGUUCAGGGAGUUUAGUAUCUCUCAAGCAUAGCAACUGGAUGAUCAGCUUGUGUAUACCUCACCAACCAUUCUUUUCCAAUCAACCUAACAACAUAGACGUGUUGUGGGGCUAUGGCCUCUACCCAAGCCAAGAAGGCAACUUCGUGAAAAUGCCAAUGACUCUUUGCAAUGGUAAAGAAAUAAUGGCCGAAUUGCUAUGGCAUCUUGACUUCCCCAUGGAACCAAUCUUGAGCAACUCCAUCACAAUUCCAUGUGUGAUGCCACGCAUGGCGGCGGCACUGCUACCUCGGAAUAGUACAGAUCGCCCUGAUGUGACACCAGAAAAUGUAACAAAUCUGGCCAUAGUUGGCCAAUUUGUGGAGAUAGCAGAUGAGACUACUGUCAGCCUGGAUUACAGUGUGCGAGGGGCUCAAUUAGCAUUAAGCCGAUUGAUGGGUAUUGAGGGACCGCCAAUGAGACGAAGAGCUUUCCAUACUCCUUUCUCAUAUUUCUGGAGAUAG